AAUUACAAAAAACAUGUCCGCCUGAUAUUAGAAAGAGGGAAAAAAAUGUUCCAUACAAAAAAGCGGUCAUUCUUAAAUGAAAAAAUGCAGUGAUUUACCCGAAACCUAACCUCACUCCCGCGCAGUAAUGCAGGCUUUGCAAGAUUUCGUAUGUUCAGAAUGUAAAACCGAAUUUCAUGCAGCCGCCGCGUUGCUCCAACAUUUCGCUUUGCACGCCUCCAACUGCCUUAUCAAUUCAAUGGACAAAGGAAAGCCAACGACCUUAAAAAAACUCCCAGAUCUCUACCCCAUCCACUUUAAGAAGAAACCCGAUUCGGACGUCGAAAGCGACUCAGGAAUUGAAGACGUCAACCCAAUUAAAUUCUGCUUGGUCACAAUGGUCGAAGAGGCAGAGCCUGAGAAAAUCAGGAAGUACCAGUGCAAAUACUGCUCGAAAAAAUUCGGGUGGCCAACUGACUUAAAACGCCAUAUCUUGAUACAUACGGGCGAAAGGCCCUUCAAAUGCCAAUGUUGUGAUUCCACGUUUACCAGAAAUUUUCUACUUAAAAAGCACCAAAGAAAGUGUCAUGGGCCAGGUGAUAUUCCCGACUUGAAGCCGAUCAAGUCCAGGAAGCAGGAGAAGAGUAAGAUUAAGAGAGUUAUGGCGGAGGAUAUGUAACAAGUAUUCACUUCGUUCUUUAUUUAAGACUUAAGAUUUGCUCCAACUUUUUGUUAUACCAAAGAUAUCUUCUUAUGAUUAUUGUGAUUUUUAUGCUUGUAUUUUAGUGUGUACCAAUAUCGUGUGCCUAAUCCUAGUCAAACAGGGCCAAAAUAGUACUUAAUAGAUAUAUAAAUAUUUAUAAUGACGUCGAAUAUUGUACAAUUUUUUCAUAUUUUUAUCAAAUAAAGUGCCUCACAAAAA
Tribolium castaneum (red flour beetle) is the source of this 901-nucleotide messenger RNA. RefSeq names its product zinc finger protein 264. Gene Ontology annotation, cellular component: nucleus. NCBI's taxonomy places the organism in Eukaryota, Metazoa, Arthropoda, Insecta, Coleoptera, Tenebrionidae. The record is from RefSeq and is a predicted model, not a curated record. The transcript has 2 exons. Gene Ontology annotation, biological process: regulation of gene expression. The coding region runs from base 128 to 658 and encodes 176 amino acids.